This is a messenger RNA of Dioscorea cayenensis subsp. rotundata (Guinea yam), 1548 nucleotides long. Its product is annotated as TNF receptor-associated factor homolog 1a-like. Bases 232 to 1548 code for a protein of 438 amino acids. Gene Ontology annotation, molecular function: protein binding. The record is from RefSeq and is a predicted model, not a curated record. The transcript has 11 exons. Lineage: Eukaryota; Viridiplantae; Streptophyta; Magnoliopsida; Dioscoreales; Dioscoreaceae.
GCCCUUCCUCACCCCAAUCUACUCCGCCCCCGACCUUGUUUUCCCCCUUUCUCCAUUUCCUUUCCAUUCUCUCUCUCUCUCUCUCUCUUGGGUUUUCUUCUCGGCGACCAUCUGCUUCGAUUCUCGCGCUCCAAGAAGAAGAAGAAGUAGAAGAAGAAGAAGAAGAAGAAGAAGAAGAAGGGAGAGAAGGGGUGGUGUGCUGUGCUUACUGAUUGCCAUAAGAGAGGGCUAAUGGCCGGUACUAUUACAGAGGAUUAUGGGACGGAGGGUAGGUAUACAUUGUCAGAUGCGAUGUCAAGCCAAUCCGGGGAUUCUCUUGCAGAAUGGCGAUCUUCUGAGCAGGUUGAGAAUGGGACACCUUCCACUUCACCACCUUUCUGGGACACUGAUGAUGAUGAAGAUGACUGUGGCCCCAAGCCUUCUGAUCUUUAUGGGAAGUUUACUUGGAAAAUUGAAAAUUUUUCUACAAUCAACAAGAGGGAACUGCGUAGUAAUGCAUUUGAAGUUGGUGGCUACAAAUGGUAUAUCUUAAUUUAUCCACAGGGUUGUGAUGUCUGCAACCAUCUCUCUUUGUUUCUUUGUGUUGCUAAUCAUGACAAACUUCUUCCAGGCUGGAGUCAUUUUGCACAGUUUACAAUAGCUGUGGUGAAUCGAGAACCAAAGAAAUCUAAGUACUCUGAUACCUUGCAUCGGUUUUGGAAAAAAGAGCAUGAUUGGGGAUGGAAAAAGUUCAUGGAAUUGUCAAAGGUGUCAGAUGGCUUCAUUGUUAACGAUACUCUAAUGAUCAAAGCUCAAGUUCAAGUUAUUAGGGAGAAAGCACACCGUCCAUUUCGUUGCCUUGACUGCCAGUACAGGAGAGAACUUGUAAGGGUAUACUUGUCAAAUGUGGAACAAAUCUGUCGGCGGUUUGUUGAAGAAAGAAGAAACAAGAUUUGCAAGUUAAUUGAGGAUGGCUCAAGAUGGUCAAGUUUUCAUGCCUUCUGGGUAGGAAUUGAUCAAAAUGCCAGGCGUCGCAUGUCAAGGGAUAAAACUGAAGCAAUUUUGAAAGUUGUUGUAAAGCAAUUUUUCAUCGAGAAAGAAGUAACCUCGACUUUAGUAAUGGAUUCACUAUAUAGUGGUUUAAAGGCUCUUGAAUGUCAGAGCAAGAACAAGAAAGGAAAGUCAGAGCCAGUGGAAAUGGAAGAGUUUCCAGCUCCUAUGGUCUUUGUGGAGAAAGAUAUGUUUGUUUUGGCUGAUGAUGUCUUGAAAUUACUUGACCGAGUAGCAUCAGAGCCUUUGCCUCAUCUGCCAUUGCCUCCUAAGGAUGACAAGGGUUCACAAAACCGUACAAAGGAUCCAAAUUCUUUGGAUGACUUCAAUAAAUAUACUAUUGAGAGGGAUAAGAGGCGCCUUACAGAGCUUGGUCGAAGGACUGUAGAGAUUUAUGUUCUCACUCAUAUUUUCAGCAGUAGGAUUGAAGUUGCCUAUCAAGAGGCUGUUGCUCUAAAAGUUAAUUCUCCUUCUAUGCAAAGAGCUCAAAGUCUUGGAACUCUGUUGGAACCAGAUUAG